UUUGGACGUUUCUCCAGCAAAAAGCAAAAAAAGAAGAUAAUACGUUUCUCAGAAGGGGACGGAAGAUCGGGAUGGCAAGAAAAUCAAGUGCAGUAAGAAGAAAACCCUCAUUUUUCAAGGCUCUUGUAGGCAACUUCUCUAACCAGCUGCAAAUCCCGCCAGCAUUUCUUGUGCAUUUUGAUGGUGGAAAAGUGCCUCAGAAGUCCCACCUUCGGACCUCGGCUGGAACUUGGCCUGUUAAUGUGAAGAAGGCUGAUGACAAGUUCUUUUUCCAAAAGGGUUGGAAGAAAUUUGUGCAUGACAAUGAUUUAAAGCUUUGUGAAUUUCUAGUCUUUGGAUGUGCUGGAGAUUUGGGAUUCUAUGUUGACAUUUAUGGAAGAAAUGGCGGCAAAAGAGAGUUUGUAACGGCCGAAAGGGACAGACCUCAUGAAGAGGGACAUGGUAAUGUAUUUCACAGAAAGAGCCCAAGACAUCAUGGAAAACAGAAUUUGCCUUCAAUUGAUCCCAUCAAAUAUGAAGCAACCGAUACUGAAUCUGAAACAUCAAUGCAUCCAUUGGCUACAACAAGUACUGGAAAAACUAUUGCUCUUCAGAGAGACAAUAGCUUCAACUCUGAAAAACCUUUUUUCAAGGUUGCAUUAUGGAACUCGUACAUGGAUCGAGGUGUGAUGUGUUUGCCAAAAAACUUUGUCAAGACGCAUCUCACCAGGCACCGAGCUAAUGUUACCCUUCGGGUUUCGGAUGGGAGAACUUGGCCUGUCAAUUUGAUAUUUGAAGGUGAAAGAGGCAAACUCGGUGGUGGUUUCAUGGCAUUUUGCCGAGAUAAUAAUUUAAAAGUUGGUGACAUGUGUGUCUUUGUCUUGAUUAACAAGAUUGAGUUUUUGUUUGAAGCUGGCUUUUACCGCAAGACAGAAGCUGCAAAUUGCACCGUGCCACCAGGCAAAUCACAGCGGAGGAUCAAUUGAAGUCAAGUGAUUAAAAGAGAAGCCUUCAUAGACGAAGCUCUCAUGAUAUGCACCUCCUGCGAAAGAUGGUCGUUGACGCCUACAAAUUUAAAGAAGUCCAAACAUAAGUACUACAAGUUGCCUGUGCAUAUUUUGCCCUCCGUUAUUUUGAUCACAUUUCAACUGACUCUUCUGAAAGAACAUUAUGUUAUGGAUAUCACGGGGUGUAGCGACAUAGUAUUACUAUUCCUUUAAUUUUGAUUUUCAACGUCUUCUUAAACAAUUCAUUUGACUUUGGGCAUCAAUAUGCUAGAUCUCUAUACUUUUU
Messenger RNA from Prunus persica (peach), 1272 nucleotides. RefSeq names its product B3 domain-containing protein At3g17010. The transcript is spliced from 4 exons. The coding region runs from base 72 to 965 and encodes 297 amino acids. Gene Ontology annotation, molecular function: DNA binding. The record is from RefSeq and is a predicted model, not a curated record. Lineage: Eukaryota; Viridiplantae; Streptophyta; Magnoliopsida; Rosales; Rosaceae.